This is a messenger RNA of Dama dama (fallow deer), 3331 nucleotides long. RefSeq names its product G protein-coupled receptor 82 (gene GPR82). Gene Ontology annotation, biological process: G protein-coupled receptor signaling pathway. Bases 1521 to 2531 code for a protein of 336 amino acids. Gene Ontology annotation, cellular component: membrane. Gene Ontology annotation, molecular function: G protein-coupled receptor activity. The record is from RefSeq and is a predicted model, not a curated record. Lineage: Eukaryota; Metazoa; Chordata; Mammalia; Artiodactyla; Cervidae. The transcript has 3 exons.
ACACGAAAAAUUGUUGAAAUAAAAAUGAUAGGAAUUCCUGAGGCCAGAUUAUUCUGCAAUCAAUGCCCAUGUACCCCCAGAUGAGUCACUGUUCUUAAUUAAAUGAUGGCAAGCAUUGCAAAGAUGAAUAACAGCAGAACAAAAUUCAGACACUCAGGUAGUCCUCAUUAUUAUUUUAAAGAGAAAUAUUAGCAAGCAUUAGGGUGAAUUCAUCUAAUCAACAAGAAAUAAGAUAAGCAUGACGGGUUAUGAGAAAUGGCAAAGUAUAUUUCUUAAUUUUAAAUGAAUAUUGUUACAGAUAACUGAAGUGCUUGAGACUGAUGAAAUCAGAUUGCUGUUCCCAUCCUCAGACUCCCACUUGUUUAAUUAUGGUACUUAGCAUUUAUUUAGUUAAUAGUCAAUAGACUGAUGAAACAAUCCUAUACAUCAAGUUGGUUUCACAGUUCUUUAUAUUGUAAUAUAACUAUUGAUUUUAUUUGAGGCAUAUUUGGUCUUCAGUUCUGGCACUUUUCAGGCUUUCCCAAAUUCAUAAUGAAAUGCUCCAAAAAAUGUACUGCUUUUAAAUCUGAAUGGAGGCAGCAGAGGACAAUCUGAAGUAGAAUGGGUUAGUCUACUGGGGAAAUGGCAACCUAUGCCAGUAUUCUUGCUGGUAUAAUCCCAUGGACAGAGGAGCCUGGUGGGCUACAGUCCAUGGGGUCGCAAAGAGUUGGACAUGACAUAGCAACUGAGUGCACGCACACACACACACACACACACACACACACACACACACCCCAAGAUGAGACCAAAACCUUUGAGUGUAGUCUGUGCUUACAGUGUACUGCUCUGGGCCUCACUUCUUUAUCCCCCAGUUCUAUGAUAUUUGAUUCCAGUAACCCCCUACAAGUAAAACAACUUUGAAUUCUGCUUCCCUUUAUUCACAGUAAAGCUGAGUUGCAAAUAAGCCACCCACAAUGAUUUUACAGAUAAGUUUGUACCAAUAUUUUAGAGGAUUACUAUGGAAUGGUUCCCUCUACCACUGUAUUUUUAUAAAAGUAACUAGUCACGGGGACUAAACCUUUGAACUUAACUUCGGCCAAGCAUGCUAAUGAAGCUAAGUGAGGUGUAACCGGUUCAUGAAAUAAUAAUAAGGAAGCACAGUAUAUAUAUUGUCCACCAACUUCCUCCCACUAUAGAAAUAGAGAAAUGAGCUUUUUUUUUGAGAAGGUAGUUGCUACAUUCACCAUAACUAUCGAAUUUCUUCAAUACUGUGUUUAAUUUCCUUUCUUCCCACUGUAGUUGGUGUCAUGCAAGAAUCUAUUCUCCCUGAGUAAAACUGAAAGAUAAUGGAAGACUGAUGAUCAGAGAAUUAUAAAUCUGAAAUUGAGCAUCACCAUCCUGAACAACAGAGCCUUGGCUGGCAUAAACUACUGAUACAGACAAAGGCACCAUCCACAAUAAUCAACUUCCUGCUUUUAUUUCAAUCGGAUAAUCGUGAUUAGAAAAGCUCCUGUGGCAAAAUUCAAGGAAAUCUGAUAUAAAUGAGUAACAACUCAACAUGUAUUCAACCAUCCAAGAUCUCUUACAUGGCUUUACCGAUCAUUUAUACCUUCCUUUGUAUCAUUGGUCUGUUUGGAAAUUCUCUCUCCCAGUGGAUAUUUUUAACAAAAAUAGCUAAGAAAACAUCAACACACAUCUACUUAGCACAUCUUGUGACUGCAAACUUACUUGUGUGCACUGCCAUGCCUUUCAUGGGUAUCUAUUUCCUGAAAGGUUUUCAGUGGGAAUAUCAUUCUCCACAAUGCAGGGUGGUCAAUUUUUUGGGAACUCUAUCCAUGCAUGUAAGUAUGUUUGUCAGCCUCUUAAUUUUAAGCUGGAUUGCCAUAAGCCGCUAUGCUACCUUAAUGAAAAAGGAUUCCACACAAGAGACCACUUCGUGCUACGAGAAAGUAUUUUACGGCCACUUACUGAAAAAAUUUCGCCAGCCCAACUUUGCCAGAAAACUAUGUGUUUACAUAUGGAUAGUUGUUCUAGGCAUAAUUAUUCCAAUUAUUAUAUACUACUCGGUUGAAGAGGCUACAAAAGGGGAAGAGACGAAGUGCUAUAAUUUACAGAUGGAACUAGGAGCUGAGAUCUCUCAGACUGCAGGCCUCAUUGGAACCACAUUUAUUGGGUUUUCAUUUUUAGUUGUCCUAACAUCAUACUACUCUUUUGUCAACCAUCUGAGAAAAAUAAGGACUUGUACAUCCAUUACAGAGAAAGAUCUGACUUACAGCUCUGUGAAAAGGCACCUUUUGGUCAUUCAGAUUCUACUAAUAGUUUGCUUCCUUCCAUACAGUAUUUUUAAACCCAUUUUUUUUGUUGUAUACCAAAGAAUGGAGUGUCAGCAACUGAAUCACUUAAUUGAAAUAAAAAACAUCCUCACCUGCCUUGCAUCAGCCAGAAGCAGCACAGACCCCAUUAUAUUUCUUUUUUUAGAUAAAACAUUCAAGAAGACACUAUACAGUCUCUUUACAAAACCUGAUGCACCCCAUCUGCAACCCUCUGAUUGAUUUCUGAAUGGAAAAUACCACCAAACAGAAAAGUGUUCAUAUGACCCUACUGGGGCCCCUAAACGACGGGUUUAACAGGUCAUAGCUUGGUUGAUAAUAGGCACUAAGAAAGCCUCUUUGGUUUUUAAAAACAAAAUCAACCAACAAACAAACAUAAAACUCACUUUAUGGUUCUACUUAGAGUGAAAGUUGAGAUGGCAGAGACUUACAGAGGCAAAAGACAAGUAUACUGCAAGGAGGCCACCACAUAUGAAACCACCAGAUGAUUUUCUGUUUAAACUCAACCAUGGAUGCUUCUACGCAAAGCACAAUAAUUCAAAACUGGAGGAUAAAGCAGCAAAUGGUUUAUGACUUUCCUACUUUCUAGUAAUUAGACUACAAGGGUCCAUGUAUGGGUAAUGUAUUGUUGGUAACUUUUAAAAUGAGUAAAAGAAAGAAGUGAAUAAGAAAUUUCCUCAUUUAAGUUCUAUCUAAGUGUAUGAAUAAUGCACUGUAAAAAAUCUAAGGUUUUAUAAACACAUUAUUUAUUUGGUAUUAUCUGGUCCAUGAUCCUGAGAGAAGCAAUAUUCAUUGAUUCCAGUAUUUAUUAAGUAGAUGUUAUUUAUAAAUACGCUUAAAUAUUUGGAUUAGGCUUUGUCAAAAUAAUUGACAAAAUGUCAUUAUAUGGUCUUCACAUUUUGUUGAUUUUCCUCUGUAUUCAAUAUAAAUAAUGUUAUUAAUGACAAACAGUAUCUAGCAUGUAAAUGUGUUCAAUUAAUUUUUGUGAAAUAAAUGAAUGAAUGAUAGGCAGUAUAAAAGUA